Molecule: messenger RNA, 2357 nt
Organism: Schistosoma spindalis
Lineage: Eukaryota; Metazoa; Platyhelminthes; Trematoda; Strigeidida; Schistosomatidae
Source: the annotation of a GenBank genome assembly
AAAUAUUUUAGAACGUGGCUGAGUCAUUAGGACAACUUGAAAGUUCAAGGUUUGGAUUGGAGCACGUGGGCGCUCGUCCAACGUUUGGUUUGAGUUUAAAAUAAAUAAACAGUCAUUAUGAGGUGGAUCCCUCUAGAAGCUAAUCCUCAGGUAUUUUUGCAAUUAGUUGGUAAUUCUUUAGGUGCUGAAUGAAGUACACACUAUUUUAUAAAUGCAUUUAAUUUCUAACAUUAUAGUAUAUGAAUAAACUUGGAGUUGUCGAAGAGUCAUGGAAAUUUAUAGACAUUUUUAGUCUGGAUGAUGAUAUGCUUGCAUUUGUACCAGAACCCGUGAUAGGCUUAUUAUUUUUAUAUCCUGUUGAAACCUCCAUUGAAAAUGCUUCAUUAGGUGUCGAGGAUAACUCAUCCAAAGUUGUUUUGAUCAAACAAACGGUCGGUAAUGCUUGUGGAACUAUAGCUAUAUUACAUGCCAUAGUAAAUAAUAAACAACAUUUAAGCAUCAAAGAUGGUUCCUUUUUGAGCAGCGUUUUAAAGGAAUUCGAAAAUAAGACACCUGAUGAACGUGGAGUUAUCGUGGAGAGUCAAAAAGAAAUUUCUGCAUUGCAUGAGAAGUCUGCACUAGAAGGCCAAACAGAAGCACCAAACGCUGAGUCAAAAACUAAUUUGCACUUUGUAUGUUUUGUUGAGCAUGACGGAUCUCUAUAUGAACUCGAUGGUCGAAAAAAUGCACCCAUUCUCCAUGGAUCGAUAACAUCAGCUGGUUUUCUGCGAGAUGCAUGCAAUGUAGUCAAAAAGUUCAUCACUUGUUUACCUGGAAGUGUAGAAUUCAGUUUGAUGGGAUUAUGUUCUCAUAAUAACUGACUAUAAUAAUUAAUUUUUCUGUGUUUUUUUGCACUGUAUCUCCGUUUCAACUACUUGUAACACGUCGCUUCACUGCAUUUUGUGGUAUACAUUGCUAUUUGAUUUUUGUACGAUUUCUAUGAUUUAAAAACAAAUCAGUCAUACAUUGUUUAUGUUUCUUAUACAAUUGUUUAAUAAAAUGUUUUGUGUAGUUGAAAUAAUGAAACGAAAAACAAUGUGAUGUAUGAUAGUAGAAUUACAUAAAUACCAUUAGUUGUAAACUUAAGGCAUAAGUUUAACAGAUCUCUUGGUGGUAAAACAAUUUAACAAAAUAAAAAUAUCCAUACAUGGAGAUAUGAUAUGUGUCCGUGAGUUUCUAAAGCGCCCGUCUUUUUCUUAUUUGUAUGCAUUAUCACGCAUUUUUCUCUCGCUUAAUGGGUUAAUGUAGAAUGCAGGAGCAUAAUUUUCACUAAGAAUUUCAGGCUCCAACUUUCACUUUGUUUACUUUUUUCAUCCGAUAAUUUGGGCUACGAUACAAUGGCAUAGCUUCAGAGGAUUGAAAUGAAAUCCCCGGUAAGAAUUAUGGCUUUAUGUGCAAUACAUACAUGAAAUGAACAAGGAAACUCUAGAUAUUAUACUUUUAUAGAACAAGAAGUGGAUACUCAACGUCCAGUUUAGGUUGGUGGAUACUGAAUGUCUCCCUUGUAGUAUUGAGAAACCCUGGAUUCCAACUAGUUGUGCACAUGUAAUCCUGAAAUAUGAGUGGACAAAUAAACUGAUUUCAAUCGGAUUGCUUUUGACGUUGGGACAACUUUGCUUAUUCGAUCUUGCGAUCAAAGGCUUGGGGUGAUCCCUGAGGAAACCACUCGCUCUGAUUUGGACGUUCUGAGUUUAUCACUUAUUACACAAAAAUAAUGAUAACGAAUAAAUGAACCGAAAUAUUUUAUAAUAGAAGUCAAUAAAUCAUAACCAUAAAUUGUAUACUACAGAAGGCUCGUCAAUAAUGUUAAGCAUUAAAAAAGUGACAAAUUUCGUAAAUAGAAAUCUAGGUAAAGUACAUAUUCAAACAUAUAUAGAUUAUGAAAGGAAUUUUCUUCACAAACUGACAUAAUUUAGAGAAACAAUAGAUAUCAAGGAUCACUGAACAAUCUCUUCUUAGCUGUUUUGUACACCUUAACAAUAUAGAGUUAAAUCUUCACCUAGGAUUGAGCGCUACAUUCUGCAAUGUCUCUAUAUGCAUAAAAUUACUCAAUCAUUAAAUUCCAAUCAAAUGGUUAUUACUGAUACAAAAUUAUUCAUAUCCUUGUCCUUGUAAUUUUUAUAGUUUCUUUUCAAUUAUUAAAUCCUACCAGUUUUGAAUGAGACAUAUGUAAUUUAUUUACUUAUACAAGUAUUUGUUUUCAGAUUAAAUUUAUGUUGAAUAAACUUUCACGUGAUACUUCAUAUAAAUAUUGUAGUAGUUCAAUCCAUUGUUCUAUUUUUUUGUUUGUUUUAUUUAGUUAUAAUAAUACUGUGAAC